AUGGAAUUCAAAACCAACAGAGAAAAGUGCACUCUCUACGCAGUGGCAAUUGCCGUGCUGAUACUUGGUCUCAUUCUCACCCACUGCUUCCUGAAGUACAAGAUCCACCAGUUUGAAAAGCGCAUUGCUUCCCUACGAAUGCAGAAAGAUGAGACUGAAACUGAGCUGAGCCAAGUCACCCAGGAACUCCACCAGGUGAAGCAGGCAGUAUCGAAAAUUGAGACGAGUGAACUCGACAUGCUUGAAAUAAUCAAAAGAGUUCUGGCUGAGCUGNUCCACCAGUUUGAAAAGCGCAUUGCUUCCCUACGAAUGCAGAAAGAUGAGACUGAAACUGAGCUGAGCCAAGUCACCCAGGAACUCCACCAGGUGAAGCAGGCAGUAUCGAAAAUUGAGACGAGUGAACUCGACAUGCUUGAAAUAAUCAAAAGAGUUCUGGCUGAGCUGAAGAGCGAUGCAAAGAAGGAGGAGGAGAAGCUGGUCAAUCACAGGCGGAUGUUCAUGUCCCUUGACAACAAUGUUCUUCUUGAUGAUCUGACCACAAUAAUGACCAGAAGCAAGGAGGUGCAGAGCAAGGAGGUGCAGAGCAAGAUGACGUGUGAGGGCCACAUCCACAGUGUGCUCACCUUCAAGGAGAUACCGACUGACUGCUUCAUCAAGGGCUGCUUCUCGCAGCCUGCAUCGAAGGAGAUGCUCCUUCUCUUCCGGAAGAAGCUCAUGAGUCCAAUAGUCAACAACAACGAUGGAAGCAAGCUGACCAAGGAGCAGCUUUCGGCAGCAAUUGAUCUCCACCUUGGUGAUAAGGUGAAGGAGAAGUACAAGAAGAGCAUUGAUCAGUUUGAGAAGACGGUUGUGAUGCUGGAGACUGAUCCAUCGAAGUACUACGGUGACUUCAGGAGUCAGUCAAAAAGGUACAGUGAUAGGGAGACCAAGUUGUACGAGACAGCCACUCGGAUUGAGCAUCUACGACACCAACUGGCGUCGUACGGGAGGAUGAUGCAGAAUUCAGUGAUUCCACCACUGCAGGAGAUCGAUAGCAUCAACAUGGAAGUGAAGAGGAACGUACUGGGGAUGGUGAAAGCACUAUUUGAUGAAAUGAUUGAAACAGGGAGGUUAUAA
Molecule: messenger RNA, 1116 nt
Organism: Enterospora canceri
Lineage: Eukaryota; Fungi; Microsporidia; Enterocytozoonidae
Source: the annotation of a GenBank genome assembly